Molecule: messenger RNA, 1625 nt
Organism: Phragmites australis (common reed)
Lineage: Eukaryota; Viridiplantae; Streptophyta; Magnoliopsida; Poales; Poaceae
Exons: 10
Coding region: 120-1115 (331 amino acids)
Source: RefSeq, a predicted model, not a curated record
AAAGAAGUAAAAUACCAGAAAAAAAAACUUUAAUUUCCACUUCUAUUCUUGGCCAACGCCGGCCGUCCGGCGACCACCGCGCCCGGGAGCUAACCUACCUACCCUCCCCUACGGCGGCGAUGGCGAGGCACGAGGCGGCGGCGGCGGGCGUGGACUUCCACCUGCCGGACGAGAUCCUGGCCGUGAUCCCCACCGACCCGUACGAGCAGCUGGAUGUGGCGCGCAAGAUCACCUCCAUGGCCAUCGCCUCCCGUGUCUCCCGCCUCGAGGCCGACGUCGCGCGCCUCCGUAGUGACCUCGCCGACCGCGACCGCGCCGAGGCCGGCCUCCGCGCCCGCCUCGCCGACUCCGACGCACGCCUCCUCGCCGCUCUUGAUGAUAACACGAAGCUGGCGAAGGAGAGGGACUCGCUUGCCGCGACGGCCAAGAAGCUGGCGAGGAACUUGGCAAAGCUGGAGGCAUUUAAGAAGCAGUUGAUGAAAUCAUUGAGUGAAGAUAAUUUGUUGCAAUUGUCCGAAACUGGUCAGGAUCAUGCAGCAGAAGAUAAUUUGACUGCCCAAGUCCCAUCUUGGAAAGAUGAAGUUUCAAGCAGUCACACUUCUUCAGAUGCUUCCAGCAGAUCUACAAUUACUGAAUCCGCCCAUGGUGGAGGAUACCAGUUCUCAAUCACGCCAUACAUGCCUCCAAAAUUAACUCCUGGUUCAACACCUAUGAUUUCGUCCUCCGGUGGUUCCCCUCGAGCUUAUUCAACUGGUCCACCAUCUCCCAAGUUCUUAUCUGGUCCAACUUCUCCUACAAGAACUCGAUCUGAGGGCCAAUCGGCAUUUUCAUCAUGGCAAGGAUCGUCAAGUCAUCAGUAUUCAGCACCUACAUCUCCUCCUCAACACCGCUUAUACACAGGGCGGCCUCGUAUAGAUGGAAAGGAAUUCUUCCGACAAGCACGGACAAGACUUCCGUAUGAGCAAUUUGGAGCAUUUUUGGCGAACAUCAAGGAGUUCAAUGCUCAGAAACAAUCUCGAGAGGUCACCCUGUCAAAAGCUGAAGAGAUUUUUGGAACAGAGCGCAAAGAUUUAUACAUUUCUUUCCAGAAUAUGCUUAAUCGCAAUCAUUCAUGAACAUCUGUCACAGACAGCUCAUUUUUCUCUUAAACAAGCAGGAAAGCAAGUUGUUGGAAUAAACACUGUUCUUUCACAGGUCUCAAUAUCAAAUUGAGAGAUGUCUGUAUAUAGGCCACCUUAAUUUGAGCUGUUCAUCCCUCAAUAAUUUGAUGUAAAUAGACCUGAUAAUGCAUUUCGAGAAGUCAAUGCAUUUGGGGAGCUGAAACUGAAAAGGAAAAAUCCAUAACUAUCGAAAUUUUGGUCUGUGUAGUUAAGCAUACAUUCACAUUCCUUGGCACUUCAUGUCUUCCUGCUGUAAAUUCGGUUGCAAAUCCCUUGAGGUGUGUCUUCCCUUUGUAGAAAGCUGUAUAAUACUGUUCUUUGCCGCUGUUCAAACUGCCAAGUGUACGCAAAAUUGAUGUAAUUACGGAACAUGUGUUCUGUAGUUCUGUUUCUGUCCGAUGGAUAAAGUGAUUGUGAAUUUUUGUUGGAUAAUUCAUUCCAUUGUUGAUCGCUCGAUCUUAACCA